Molecule: messenger RNA, 801 nt
Organism: Rhincodon typus (whale shark)
Lineage: Eukaryota; Metazoa; Chordata; Chondrichthyes; Orectolobiformes; Rhincodontidae
Exons: 4
Coding region: 1-801 (266 amino acids)
Source: RefSeq, a predicted model, not a curated record
AUGGGACUCAUUCUUAUCUUCACACUGUGUGCCUAUUUACACCGAUCUUUCUGUCAGUCAGUGGUACAGACCCCGCCAGCGGUAACCAGGGAAGAGUGCCAGUCUGUCAUCAUCGACUGUGUUUUCUAUGGUGGCUUCUUCGCUUAUCCUUUAACGAGAGGGGAUUUCUUCAAACAAACCCAGACUGGAUCAGAGUGGGAGCGGGUAUCGGAAGUGGGGAGGUUUACUAUGAGGAUAAAUAAACCAGAAAAGACAUUUUCGCUGGAAAUUCAGGAUGUGAAAGUUGAAGACACCGCCACCUAUUAUUGUAAAGCCGAGUACCAAGAGUCACUGUGGGACAAGUAUUACACUGUGGAUGGGUCCGGGACGGAGUUGACUGUCACAGCCGAUUCUCCGACCUUGGUAUCCCGCGGUCCAGCAGUACAAACCUCUGUUACCGGUAACACCGUUACUUUAAGCUGUGAAUAUUCAGGAUUCUGUCAUUACACAGUUUACUGGUACCGUCAGUCCCCAGGAGAGGCUCUGAAAUACCUGCUUCAGAGAUACACUUCAGGAGAGCAGAACAAAGAAAAUGCAGGAGGAGGAAGAAUUUCUGCUGAUAUUGACUACACAGCAAAAAUCAGUCGUUUAAAGAUCUCCACAAUACAACUGAGUGACUCUGCUGUGUAUUAUUGUGCACUGAGUCGGCGCUCAGCAAACACAGUGCUCCGGAGCACGGAGAGAGCUGUACAAAAACCUGAACAGAAUGGAAAUCACAGACAAAAUGAUACAGAGCAUGGGCAAAGUUGUACAGAAGUAUGA